GCAUGGAAAUGGUUUUUGGUUCGUAAAGGGAAGCGAAUUCCCGGUCAAAGUAAUAUCAUAUAUGCAGGAAAUUCCUCGGUGGAUAUCAUUUAAAAAAAAAAAAAAAGAUCAACGGUGACUGAGGUGUCAAUGAUAGUGCUGGCCUUAUUUGUGUUGCCGUCAGAUUCCUAGUAUGGCGACUGAAAGUGGUAGAAGUUUUGCAAGGAGGGACAGGUUGCGAGAGAUUGAGGUCAAGGUUCGAAAAUGGUGGGAUGAAAAGGAUGUUUUCAAGGCCGAACCUUGUGAGAAGCUUCCUGAGCCUGGCGAAAAAUUCUUCGGCAACUUUCCCUUUCCUUACAUGAAUGGAUACUUACAUCUUGGGCAUGCAUUCUCACUUUCAAAAUUGGAGUUUGCGGCAGCUUAUCAUAGAUUGAGAGGUGCCAAUGUGUUGCUGCCAUUUGCUUUCCAUUGCACUGGUAUGCCCAUCAAGGCCUCAGCUGAUAAACUUGCAAGAGAGAUUCAGCAAUUUGGAAAUCCACCUGUCUUUCCUAGUGAAGUAGAGGAACAAGAAGAUGAGCCUUCAAAGAAUGCGGAUAACAGUGGAGGGGCAGUUCCAGGUAAAUUUAAAGGGAAGAAGUCCAAGGUUGCUUCAAAAUCAACUGGACAGGCCUUUCAGUGGGAAAUUAUGCGUAGCUUUGGCAUAUCUGAUAGUGAGAUAUCUCAAUUCCAGGAUUCUUAUAAAUGGUUGUCCUACUUUCCUCCACUGGCUGUCGAGGACCUUAAGGCAUUUGGGCUGGGUUGCGACUGGAGGAGGUCCUUCAUCACAACAGAUAUGAACCCAUAUUUCGACUCCUUUGUUAGAUGGCAGAUGAGGAAGUUGAAGUCCAUGGGCAAGGUUGUCAAAGACAUUAGAUAUACAAUAUUUUCUCCCUUGGAUGGCCAGCCAUGUGCAGAUCAUGAUAGAGCUAGUGGUGAAGGGGUUCAGCCCCAAGAGUACACUAUCAUAAAGAUGGAGGUCCUUCAACCUUUUCCCACUAAGUUUGGAGUGCUGGAGGGAAGAAAAGUAUAUUUGGCUGCUGCGACAUUGAGGCCUGAGACUAUGUAUGGCCAAACUAAUGCAUGGGUUUUGCCUGAUGGAAAUUAUGGAGCCUUUGAAGUCAAUGAAACUGAUGUGUUUAUUCUCUCAAAAAGAGCAGCGCUUAAUCUUGCCUAUCAGAAUCACUCACGAGUCCCUGAGAAACCCACUUGCUUGCUUGACCUGACUGGUUAUGACUUGAUUGGCUUGCCAUUGAAGUCUCCUCUUUCAUUGAACGAGGUCAUUUAUGCUCUUCCAAUGUUGUCAAUUUUAAUGGACAAAGGUACUGGGAUAGUUACUAGUGUGCCUAGUGAUGCCCCUGAUGACUACAUGGCCUUGCAUGACUUGAAGUCAAAACCAGCAUUCAGAGCAAAGUAUGGUGUCAAGGAUGAAUGGGUAUUGCCCUUUGAAAUAGUCCCUAUUAUUGAAGUUCCACAGUUUGGAAAUAAGUCUGCAGAGACAGUUUGCUUGCAGAUGAAAAUAAAAAGUCAGAAUGAGAAAGAAAAACUUGCAGAAGCCAAGAAGCAAACAUACCUGAAAGGAUUCACUGAAGGAACAAUGAUUGUUGGAGAGUUUUCAGGAAAGAAAGUUCAGGAAGCCAAACCAUUGAUUAGAACUAAACUUUUAGAGACAGGUCAGGCUAUUGUUUACAGUGAACCAGAGAAGCAGGUGAUAUCACGAUCUGGUGAUGAAUGUGUUGUAGCUCUUACAGAUCAAUGGUACAUUACAUAUGGAGAAACGGAAUGGAAGAAGCUAGCUGAGGAGUGCCUGUCAAGUAUGAAUCUUUAUUCUGAUGAGACACGACAUGGCUUUGAGCAUACUUUGGACUGGCUAAAUCAGUGGGCUUGCUCACGAUCGUUUGGUCUGGGGACACGCAUACCAUGGGAUGAACAAUACCUGGUUGAGUCUCUAUCUGAUUCCACUCUUUAUAUGGCUUACUACACUGUCGCUCAUAUUUUACAGAAUGGAGACAUGUAUGGAUCAGGUUCGUCUCCUGUUAAACCUGAACAAAUGACUGAUGAGGUUUGGGAUUAUAUAUUCUGUGGUGGACCGUACCCUAAAUCAACUUAUAUCUCUUCAUCUAUUCUCCACAAAAUGAAACUUGAGUUUGACUAUUGGUAUCCCUUUGAUCUCCGGGUUUCUGGUAAGGACCUGAUCCAGAAUCAUCUUACGUUCUGCAUUUACAAUCAUACUGCAAUUCUGCCCAAGCAUCACUGGCCUCGUGGAUUUAGAUGCAAUGGCCACAUCAUGCUCAAUUCGGAGAAGAUGUCUAAAUCUACUGGAAAUUUCAGGACUUUGCGUCAGGCAAUUGAGGAGUUUUCUGCUGAUGCUACGCGAUUCUCUUUGGCUGAUGCUGGUGAUGGUGUUGAUGAUGCAAAUUUUGUGUUUGAGACUGCAAAUGCUGCAAUUCUCAGGCUUACCAAAGAGCUUGCAUGGUAUGAAGAUGUUUUAGCCUCUGAAUCAUCAAUGAGAGCUGGCCCUCCAUCUACUUAUGCUGAUCGUGUGUUUGCCAAUGAAAUAAAUAUUGCUGUCAAAACAACUGAGCAGCAUUAUAGGAAUUACAUGUUCCGAGAAGCUCUCAAGACUGGCUUUUAUGACCUUCAGACUGCCAGGGAUGAGUAUAGAUACUCAUGUGGAGUUGGAGGCUAUAAUCGUGAACUAGUGCAGCGCUUUAUGGACGUUCAAACACGUCUUAUAGCACCAAUAUGUCCACAUUAUGCUGAAUAUGUUUGGAGAGAGCUUUUGAAGAAGGAUGGUUUUGUAGUGAAUGCGGGUUGGCCUACUGGGGAUGCUCCGGAUCUAACCCUAAAGAGUGCCAAUAAAUAUUUGCAGGACUCAAUUGUUUUGUUGAGGAAGUUGCUUCAAAAGCAACUUUUUGGUUCAAAGAAGGCCAAUAAAGCAGGUGCUCAAGUUGCAUCACCGGACAGCAAGUUAACUGGCUUGAUAUAUGUGAAUGAACAAUUUGAUGGUUGGAAAGCUGAAUGCCUGAGAAUUCUUCAGAGCAAAUUUAAUCAUGAAACCCGUACUUUUGCUGCGGAUGGAGAGAUUAUUGAGGCUUUACAAAAGAGUUCUGUUGGUCAGUCCUCCAAUUUUAAACAAAUCCAAAAGCUUUGUAUGCCUUUCUUGAAGUUUAAGAAGGAGGAAGCAAUUGCACUUGGGGCUCGGGCUCUGGAUUUGAGAUUACCAUUUGGUGAGAUUGAGGUUCUUCAGGAAAACCUGGACUUAAUCAAGAGACAGAUAGGUCUUGAAGAUGUGGAAAUUUUGUCUGCUGGAGAUGCUGAUGCUGUUGCUAAAGCGGGUUCUUUAGUUUCUCUUCUAAGUCAGAAUCCCCCAUCUCCUGGAAACCCAACGGCUAUUUUCUUAACUAGAUAGCUCCUGUAUGAGUUUUAGGACAUUGGUUUGUUUUGCUAUAAAAACAUGCGGGAUCAUACCUUUUUUGUUUCCUUAUAUGCUGUCUUGGUUGUUGUUAAGUUGACUCCUUGGUUGAGAUUCUUUUUUUUCCUUCCUGCUA
Molecule: messenger RNA, 3566 nt
Organism: Neltuma alba
Lineage: Eukaryota; Viridiplantae; Streptophyta; Magnoliopsida; Fabales; Fabaceae
Product: leucine--tRNA ligase, cytoplasmic
Exons: 2
Coding region: 173-3427 (1084 amino acids)
Biological process (GO): leucyl-tRNA aminoacylation
Molecular function (GO): aminoacyl-tRNA deacylase activity; ATP binding; leucine-tRNA ligase activity
Source: RefSeq, a predicted model, not a curated record